GUUAUCUCCCCGUGUCGCUCAGCUGAGUUUUCGGUAACUGCGCUUGCGUGAUAUGUCAUUUCCAGCCAUCUUCACCAUCUAUAGCUGGGUGACGAGGAUUAUUUCUUCUUAUGGCCAACGAUCAGGCAACUAUUUUACUCCGAAGACAACUUGCUGAGUUAAACAAAAAUCCUGUCGAGGGAUUCUCAGCAGGUUUAAUCGAUGAUGAUGAUAUAUUCAAAUGGGAGGUCAUGAUAUAUGGCCCACAGGAUACUCCAUAUGAGGGAGGGUACUUUAAAGCACACCUCAUUUUCCCAAAAGAGUAUCCUCAGAAACCACCAAAGAUGACUUUCCAAUCAAGGAUGUGGCAUCCGAAUAUUGGAGAAGAUGGGAAUGUGUGUAUUUCUAUUCUGCACGAGCCUGGGGAUGAUAAAUACGGAUAUGAAACAGCAGCAGAAAGAUGGUUACCGGUGCAUACAGUAGAGACAAUUUUACUAAGUGUUAUCUCAAUGUUAGCUGACCCAAAUGAUGAAUCACCAGCUAAUGUAGAUGCUGCAAAAAUGUGGCGAGAAGAGCCCACAGAAUUUAGAAGGAGAAUAACGCAAUGUGUGAGGAAAAGCCAGGAUGAUUUGUGAUAAAGAAUAUAUUUCAGAGAUUUUUUUUUUUUGUACCAUUGAUGAAUAUAUGAGCCUGAGUUGAAUUAUCACCAUUGGGGAGUAUCAUUCGCUACCCUAACUUUGAGGAGAGAAGUUUUUUGUGCAACAAUCACUGGUAGGAGUUGAUGCCUGCUAUUCACUCCUCCUGUCUCAGGAUUUUUGAAGCAAUUAAAAUAUUACGAAAAUUGCAAGUAGAUUUUUUCACUCUGGUGUCAUGCGUAGCAGUUAAAUAGAAUAGGAAGAGCCUGGUUAUGAGUUUCUGGUGAGAUUUAAAGAAUGUAAUGGUAACUUAAAAUGCAAAUGCAGGUUAACUAUAAGUUACCACUUUAUAAUUGAAAUAACAUAUUAUGUUUGCAAGCUCAGGGCCAGGCUGGUUAAAAUGGAAUUCUUAGUUUUAACUUUUAAGGCCUAGUUCUGUUUAGCAAAUGAAAUGCAAAAGGCAUUGGUCACUGAAGGUCUACCGAGUAUGUAUACAUAGUUGUUUGCAUUGAGAUUAAGUUAAUCAGAAUUAGGCCUUCUCACUUUGAAGAUGGUAUACAAGCUGUAUGUAAGGAGUGAUUGUGAUCAUUGUUAUGCUUGAGCUUGACUGGAGUAACCUACACAUAUUAUAUAUGCAGAUCUGAGUAUGUGGUUACUUACAGUCUGCAGUAUUGGAUGAAUGUUGCGAACUUCUCAUUUUUGUGUGUGUUCCUUUAUUGACAUUGACAUAAAUAACCUCUGCUGUGCAGCUUAGCGGUGACGCCCGUGUUUGAAUGACAACUCAUUUUGUGCCACUGAAAAAAUGCAAAAAAUUUUUUAAUGUGAAAAAAACGUUUGCAUGCAUAAUUUCACGUCUUUCUAUCCUAUUAAAAUUUUAUCACAAUCUUUUUAAAAGAAGCAGUUAAAACAUUUGAUUUUCAAAUAAAACUAUUUGCUUUAUAGGACAGUCUUCAUUCUAGACUCUUGGUGAUUAUCAUGUUAACGUUGGAAUACACAAAAGUUUUGGCAUCUCGGAAAAAGAACAGCAAAAUAAGUUCUAAAUCAAGUUUAAAUGCUGUUUAAAUAUUGAAUAUAUUGUAGUUAAAAUUGAGAAAUUUCAACACCUACAUUGAUGUCAAUACAGAUUUAUGUAAUUAUCACAAGAGUUUAUCCAGGUUAGCUUCACAAGACGAUGCAGACAUUCAUUGUAUUUGAAACUAUAUUUGAAUUACAAAAAUAUAACUGAACUGUAUUGGAGCAAAAAUUUAAUGUCAGAAGUCAAAAAAAAAGAAUAUACUUUUCAGAUAUUUCUAUAAAAAAAAAACAAAAAAAAAAUGUUUUUAAUGCCUCAUUAAGCUAGUCAUGUCUCCAGCGAUGUGGAUCUUUGCUCCUGUUCAGCUAUUUCUUGUUUUAAUCCUUAAAGUCCAACAUCUCACAAAUAUUUCUUCAGUCUUUUAUUCAAGACAUUAAUCUUGACAUUAGACACAAGUAGCUAUAAUGGAUAAUUGAAAACUAGAAUAAAAUGUUUUGCUAUCACUGCCAGAGUGCUAAAUAGUGAUUUAAUUGAAGCAUUUAAUUCACACUUAGGUCAAUUUAAGCAAUUCAUCUAUUUAUUGAUAUAGAAACAUUCAUAAUUGUACUCGUUGAAAAUGUAACAGAAUUUGUCAGAAUUUAUUUGAAACUUAAAGAAAGUAGAACUGUGGAUUCAAGAAGACAACAAUACUGAUAUUGAUGUUUGUGACAACUUUUUAUGAUGUGUGUACAUAUAGAUGUGAAUAUGUGUGCUAUUUUUUCUCUUACGAUCUUGGUGUAGGAAAAACUAGGGAAUGUUUGAUAGAAAUUUUAACCAUAAAUAGUGCUACUGAUCACUUUUUAUAGAUUAAAUAUAUAUUUACCAAGUACAUUAACUUGAUGAACUUGUUUAUUAAACAUGUUUAAAAAUACACUGAGAAGAUCUUUAUAAAAAAAAAACUGUUCAUAGAUCGUUAGUGACAGGUUUUAAAGUGUUAAAUCAUUUUCAUAUCUUGCUUUCCUUUUGUGCUGUUGUGGUUGUGUCCUUGCAUUGGGCAAGACACUUUACCCUGUUCUAGAUGUCAUGGGACGGGCCUCCCAUAUAUUGUUCAGUGAGGUAGCUACCAACUACUACAAGGAGACCCUGCAUUAAAAUGGCCCAACAAACAAACAAAUUCCUUUCAUGAUAAACAUUUAAUAAGGUGGUAUAUUCUCAAAUACUUCUGCUACUAUUCUCUCAGAUAGUUUUAGUACAAAAGAAUAUUUCUGGCACUACAUCAAUUUAAAUCAUUACAGUUAUCUUUUCUCUUGAAUGAAUACAUAUUUGCAAUAAUUUUUUUUUCUGAGCCUUUAAGAGAUUUUCCAAUCAUAAUGUCUGUGUAUUUCUUAUAAAUGUUAAUUAAUCUGUCACACACUUCAUUUUCCUAAUUUCUUUUUUGAUAAGAUAUUUCGCCCUUUCUAAACAAAUGUUUAAAUGUUGUAAUUGUUCAAUUAUCAAAUUUAGAUGUUUCAACUUUUCUCAUUGUAAAAAAUUUGAUUGUGAGUUUCUAAACCAUUUUGAUAUAUCCAUUAGUUAACAGGAAUGCCCUUAUAUAGACAUAGGUGACAGUUCAAUGUUUUCUGUCAGAAUAUCUCCAAGGUUUUAAAUUAAAACAGUAAAUAAUUACUUCCAUCAGAUCUUUAUGAAGUGUAUUUACACAUUCAAAUGUUCUGCAAUACUUGUAAUGAUUGAAGUUUUUUUGUCUUUUCACAUCAUUUUAACAUUUACAAUUCAAAGGAAUUGUAAGAAUUAAAUGAGUUUGUAAUAAAGCUUCCACAGAACAGUUUCUGUAAUGGAUGAUGUAAUAACUUAAAACUAUUGUUUCUUCUUAAAAUAGUCUUUUAUCUUGGAUGUCAUGUACCUUUUAGGUAACGUAAGAUAUAUCUAUAUAGUAUAGUGCACACAGUAGAAGUCAACACAGAUAAUUGCACACUGGGUAAAACUUGUAGUAGAAGGUGUUGUAUAUGUGUCUGUGUACAAUUUAAUUAGGUUUUAAAUAUACUUUUUCUAUGAUAUAUAUUACAGUCAGGUAGAGGUUUUAGAUCUUCCUGGUCCAACAACAAGUUACUGAUUAUAAAGACAGCAACACCUACUGUAAAAUUCAUUUGCUGCAUUACUCUGACGAUUGCUGAAAAUUUGUAUUUCACAAUGACGAUUGCUGAAAAUUUGUAUUUCACAAGAAUGCAGUAAAUUGAUAAUGUCUUAUUCCAUGGUUUAUCAAUGAAGAAUCAAUCAACCAAUAUGUUUGUUAUAAUGGCCAAGGUUUCCUACAGCAGUUGAUGGUUGACAAUGACUUUUUUGCUGACUUUUGAAUUAAUUCAAUAAAAAUACUAUUAAAAUUGUAAAAGAGAUGAGAAAUCAGUAUUAAACCAAGGAAAGUUUUAUAAGAGUAACAACAUUUCUGGUGGCAUUGUUUCAAGAAAAAAAAAUCAUUGACAAGGGGAUGGGGAUAUACUGAUUGUAAUUCAAAAUAACUUCUGCUUGCGUUCAGACUCUCUUAUGGUUUAAGGUUUGUCUUAUUCACUGUUCCAUUUGAUGGUGUUUAUAGGUGAUUUAUACUUUACAAAUUAAUCUCAGGAAUUUGCUUUGUAAAAUGCUUGAUACAGAAUACUUGGUAGUAAUAGAAAAAUUUGAGACAUUUUAGAUUGACACAGUAGUAUUGAACUUCUUUGAAGGUUGCAAGAUUAAGAAUUUUUGUGUUUCUUUUCAAUUGCUUUUCUUCUGAAAAUUAAGUAAAAACAACUUAUUCCAUUCUGAAUGUUUUAUUUAUGUUAAUACUUAGACCUUGGACAGGUAUAAUUUAUGUUCACUUUAUUGCAUUUGUGUUUUUGCUUGUUCAUAGAUACAUGUUAUCUUCAUGGUGUCUCGAGUAACAUUAUUUAAAUACUUUGAUACAUUGUAAUACAACAUUGUAUUGCAGGUAAAGUGAGAGGUUUGCUAUUAAGUUGACAUGUAUUUUAAUCAGGAGCAGCAGUGCCAUCUCAUUAUCAUAUCUGGGUAUAGGUAUAUGUACGAUGUUUAGAUGAAAGGUGUGCAAUCAAACUUGUUUUUAAAGACAUUUGUCUUAUUAUGUAUCAGUCUGAUGUCUUGUUACAAUGUCAGGCACUAAAUACAGUGUCAGAUGUUUGUUACAGUGUCAGACACUAAAUACAGUAUCAGAUAUGUGUUACACUAUCAGACACUAAAUACAGUAUCAGAUGUUUGUUACAGUGUCAGACACUAAAUACAGUAUCACAUGUUUGUUACAGUGUCGGACACUAAAUACAGUAUCAGAUGUUUGUUACAGUGUCAGACACUAAAUACAGUAUCACAUGUUUGUUACAGUAUCAGACACAAAUACAGUAUCACAUGUUUGUUACUGUGUCAGACACUAAAUACAGUAUCAGAUGUUUGUUACAGUGUCAGAUAUUUGUUACAGUGUCAGACACUUAAUACAGUAUCAGAUAUUUGUUACAGUUUCAAAAAUCUGUAUUUCUAGCAUAUUUUAGAAAGGUGGGGGAAUGUUGUGCAGGUAAUGCUUUAUCUUGCAGGGGCAUUAUGUCCAGGUGAUCAUUUAAUAGGGAGAAGAGUAGGGGUGCAUUGUACAAGUACAUUUACUAGGGAGAAAGGUGGGAGUUCCUUGGACAGGUGCUAAUGCACUAGAGCUGAGGUACUCUUGGAGAGAGGGGUUGGAGGAGAAUUUAAGACACUUUGAAUGAGACAAAAAGAGGAUUCGUCGGUGAUUUGACCUAUUUGAAUGGGUAGAGUUAUGUAAAACAGAGAGAGAGAUUAGAGGUGAUUCUUCGACAGAUUUGAAUGGGUAUAGUUACUUAAGACUGAGAGGGAUUAGACUUGAAUGGUUAGAGCUACUCAAGACACUGUGAAGACAUGAUGUUACCUUACCCAUGUUUUUGAACUGUAGUAUUUUUAUAGUCAAUCAUCUUUUCCUGUACAUUUUACCAGUCCUCUUUGUUUAAACCCACAGUUGUGUAUAAUUUGGAGCUUUUUGCUGUAGAUCACUUAUAUUUAAAAAUUCUGUUGAAUUUUCUGUUGAAUUUGCAAUAAAGAUCAAUUAAAAUUUUCAAUUGUCUCGCAAUUAUGAAAAAGGAGUAAUAUGUAUACUGUAUGUACUUUUCUUAUUGUUCCAUUCUUGUUGGGAGAACAAUAACAUAAAAUAAGUACAUGUAUGUAUUAGUAACAAAGUUUUUACAGGUGAAUGGCAUUUUUUUUGUUUUGAAAAAGCUGUUUGAACUCAGUUUUUUCUUAGAAGAUUGCUAUACACUGUACUUUUGAAAAGUUAAUAGAAUCCAUCAUUAUACUGAUGAAUAUUUCAUGGAAUUAAUUGCUAUACUGAUGAAUAUGUAAGGUAAUUCAUUACUAUACAGAUGAAAAGUUCAUAGAAUCCAUCGUUCCAAUGGAAUUCAUUACUACUAGUAUAUACUGAUGAAAAGUUAAUGGAAUCAAUUGUUGUACUGAUGAAUGGUGGAUAUUUAACAGAAUUUAUCACUAUACUGAUCAAUAGUUCAUGGAAUCCAUCACUAUAAUGAUGAAGAGUAAAUAGAAAGUAUUGGUUUAUUUUUUAAGUUUAAACACAAACAAAAUGUAAAUUUGAAAUGCUGAUGUAGAUGAAUGACACUUUCAUUCCAUGAUAUUUGUUCAAAGUAUAGCAAAUUUGAGUGUGAUGUUGAAAGCAUUUUAUAAAUUCACUUGUUAAAUUUUGUGUGCAUGUGUCUAUGAAAAUGUAUUAAUCCCAUUGAAAUCAAAUAUUUAUAUGUAUUUGUGAAGCAUUUUAUAGGAUGUGAUGUUUAAGUUAUUACAACUGUUCCAGAUUGUCUAUCUUGGUACAUAAAUCCUGAUUUGAUAAUAAAGAUGUAAUACAUAAAUUUUCAAGAUUUUAGUCAAAAAUUCAAACACAUGAUCUCGGUUUAUUACGGAUUGAAUGUGCACAAAUUCACAAACAUCAGUUUAUUACGGAUUGAAUGUGCACAAAUUCACAAACAUCUAUUAAGCUGCAAACAUAUUUGUAGGGUUUUCUUUUACUUCAAUCAUUUAUACCAGUUAUACAUUUUAAAUAAGGAGUUACCAGUUAUACUUUUUAAAUAAGGAUUAUAAUAUAAAGGAUUUAUAGAAAUCACAUUCAAUUUAUCUGGUUUUAAGACCAGUAUGAAUAUUUAGAUGUUAAUGUGUGGGUGGGUAUAGAAAUAUAGCUAAAUGAACAUACUGGAGAAAUAACCAUGGUUUUAUUAUCCAUGAAAAAUGUCAAGAAUAAGUAAAAAUAAUUUCUGAAUUUUGAUGCAUGAAAUAUCCAAAUUCCGAUUCCAUAAGCGUGUCAUGUUAUAAAUGCAGCAGAACAUUAUCCUCAGCCUUUGAGUUAUUUACGUGUUGUUUUUCAUUUUCAUUGUAUCAUACGACACAAGCAUUUCAUUUUCAUUUAUUGGAGGAAUUCAAAAUAUCCAUAAUAUGUAAUCCUCAAACAUCAUCUUGAUUGCUCCAUUGUUGAUAUAUAUAUAUAUUAAAAUAAAAUAAAUAAAAAAAAUUAA
Molecule: messenger RNA, 7163 nt
Organism: Pecten maximus
Lineage: Eukaryota; Metazoa; Mollusca; Bivalvia; Pectinida; Pectinidae
Product: ubiquitin-conjugating enzyme E2 G1-like
Exons: 6
Coding region: 111-614 (167 amino acids)
Biological process (GO): protein polyubiquitination; proteasome-mediated ubiquitin-dependent protein catabolic process
Molecular function (GO): ubiquitin conjugating enzyme activity
Source: RefSeq, a predicted model, not a curated record